Molecule: messenger RNA, 1073 nt
Organism: Bactrocera latifrons
Lineage: Eukaryota; Metazoa; Arthropoda; Insecta; Diptera; Tephritidae
Product: atlastin-like
Biological process (GO): protein homooligomerization; endoplasmic reticulum organization
Molecular function (GO): GTPase activity; GTP binding
Source: RefSeq, a predicted model, not a curated record
AGUGAAGCUCCCUUCGGUGCACUCGGUGGUAAACAAUUACUUGAUAAAAUAUUUAUUCCGAAAGACAAAAGACCGGAGGAGAAUGAACAACUAUUUGAGGAUGUGAAAACUAGUUUCAACAAAAUUCACUGUUUUUUAAUGCCUCAUCCCGGUUCCGGUAUCGAAGAAAGCGAUUUUCGUGGUUGUCUAAAAGAUUUGCGUAAAGAAUUCAAGGAACAUUUACGCGAAUUCAUUCCCUUAAUUUUAGCACCGGAAAAUUUAAUUAUCAAAGAAAUAAACGGAGAGAAACUAAAAGUCGAUCAUCUUCUGACCUACAUUCGGUCUUAUUUUGAAUCAUUCAACAGUAAGGAGUUCCCAGAGCCUACAACAAUUUUUAUGGCUACUGCAGAGGCAAAUAAUCAAAUCCAUGCUACAAACGCCGAAGAAUUAUAUGAGAACAAAAUGAUGGAAUUAACCAGUCCCGAAAAACCAUAUAUUCCGGAAGAAGAACUAAAGAGACAGCAUGAGGAAUUGGAAAAGCAAACUAUUUCAUGUUUUACAGAAAAACCAUUAAUGGGCGGAAGACAUUUUUUUACGAAAUAUUGCCAAAACAUUAAAAACUAUACCUCGUCGAGAUUUGCACAAUUCCGUGAGCUCAACAAAGCUAAAUUGGCUUAUACCGAAGCCAACUAUUUAAACUAUAUGAAUAAAUGCAUUAUAGAAUUUGAGAAGCGUAUGGAUACAUUGCUUAUCGGGAAUGCAUAUACACCUUCAAAUGAGUUUAACAGCAAUAUGGAAGAUGUAAAAGUGGAUAUACUAAAACAGUUUGAUUCAUGUCUAUCGRACAGUACAGCGGUAAUACAUGAACAGAUUCGUAAGCAGCUUCAGGAGGCUAUUGAAAAACAAUUCAUCAAAUACACGCAACAAAAUGAUAUAAAACUGGUUAUAUCCACUUGCAAGUAAACAUGGGCUUUUUUCGUGAAAGAUAAGUCCAAAUUUUAAUUUUUAAUGUAUUAUUGAUUAAAGAUAACACUUACUUUAGCAUACAUGUAACGUUGACAUCCAAAAUAAAGAUUUUCCAUUUGCAUAGACUA